Messenger RNA from Nezara viridula (southern green stink bug), 210 nucleotides. The record is from the annotation of a GenBank genome assembly. NCBI's taxonomy places the organism in Eukaryota, Metazoa, Arthropoda, Insecta, Hemiptera, Pentatomidae.
AUGGAGCUGAUGUGUAUUAAUGAUGCUUCUGAUGGAUGGUGGCCGCGCUAUCAUCAAUCAUACUCUGGAUUAGCUGACGUCACUAACGAGGGGCGAAUUCCGCCCGAGGUCACAAGGCCAUGUGAACUCAGCAGUGGCUGUCAAAGAACAUUCCAGAAUUCAUCUCUGCCUCGGAUUGGCUCUCAGGAAGCCCUGAUCUCAACCCACUAG